GAGAUAAUGACGUUAAUAUUAGAGAUAACUAUGACUAUAACUUGGUCAUUAUCUACUCAUGUAAAUCUUGUGUAUAUAUACCUUGCAUUGUACGUUAAUAAGACCAACACAUUACAUUCUAUUUUUAUGGUAUCAGAGCUAUACGAUUUCUGAAACCUAUUUUUUCGUUUCCGCAAACCUAAUUCCUUAUUCUACUUCUAUUUUUCGUGGUUGUCUCCUUGAUAAUCAUGGCUGCAUCUUCUGCUUCUACUACUACGGAUACUGCCGGUUCUAUUACUUCUGGGAAUCUGGCUUCUACUAAUCCCUACUAUUUGCAUCCUUCCGAUAAUCCGGGAGCCCUAAUUACACCGGUGUUACUUCGUGGUGAUAACUACUCUGAAUGGGCAGUUGAGUUUUGGAAUUCUCUCCAAGCUAAACAAAAGAUAGGGUUUCUCGACGGAACUAUUCAAAAACCGACGACUAACCCUGAUCUUGCUCGAUGGACGUCUACCAAUUCUAUGAUUGUUGGAUGGAUGCGUACAUCUAUUGAUCCACAAGUUCGCUCUACUGUCUCUCAUGUUGCAGAUGCCUCAAAGCUAUGGGAGUCACUUAAGCAACGAUUCUCAGUCAAGAACAGUGUCCGUAAGCACCUAGUCGAAGACGAGAUUACUAACUGCAAGCAGAAUGGUCAAACCGUUCUUGAAUAUUUUGGACGGCUCUCUAAACUCUGGGAAGAGCAACAAACCUUCAGGUCCAUUACUCCUUGCACUUGCGACGCUGCUACUGAUCUUGAUAAGGAACGUGAGGAUGCUAAAAUUCAUAAAUUUUUGUUUGGUCUCGAUGGAGUUCGUUUUGGCUCUAUCAGAUCUCUCAUCAUUGAUGAAGAUCCCUUACCUGACCUUAAUAUUGUUUACUCACGGGUCAUAAGAGCUGAGCAACAUCUCAACAAUAUGCGAUCCGUUGAUGUUAAACAAGAUGCUAUCGGUUUCUCGGUUAAAUCAGAUUCUACGGUUCCAGCUUCAUCGCCCUCUGUUUCUGCAACUCCAUACCGUAACAGAGACGCCAACCGUUCUUGUACACACUGCAAGCGUACCGGACAUGAAGCCUCUGAGUGCUUUCUCCUACAUGGUUAUCCGGAAUGGUUUCUCGAACAACAACGUUCGCGGGGUACUUCGGGUCCAAGCAACAGAGGUCGCGGCGGUCGUCUCUCUACUUCCGGCGGACGUGGUCGCGGUCGUGCCACUUCUGCAGCAGCUGUUAAUACUGCUCCUACCUCUACUACUACUUCCGAUCAGAUAUCAGCACUGAUCAACCUACUUCAAACUCAACAAAACCAACUCUCAGUCGAUCGUCUCUCUGGACCGUUUUACGAGGACCCUGAUUGGAGCCGGUGAAGAGAGAGAGGGGGUCUACUACUAUAAAGGAGUCUCAGUUGCUCGAUCAAGUCAAACACGCGGCGAUAACCUUUCACCUACUGUUUUAUGGCAUCGACGACUUGGACAUCCGUCUCCUAAAGUGCUUUCUACAUUGCCUGCGUUUUCUGAUACUAAAGUUGUUUUAGAUGAUACACACUCGUGUGACAUUUGUUUUCGUUCUAAACAAACUCGAUCUGUUUUUCCCGAAAGUAGUAAUAAAGCUUCGGCACCUUUUGCUUUAAUUCAUGUCGAUGUCUGGGGUCCUUAUCGCACUCCUGCAUCUUGCGGUGCCGCUUAUUUCCUGACCAUAGUGGACGAUUACUCUCGCGCCGUCUGGACUUAUCUGAUGUUGGAGAAAUCAGAAGUUCAAGGCUUGAUUAAAAAUUUUUGCGCCAUGUCUGAGAAACAAUUCGGUCACGUUGUUAAAGCUAUCCGCUCAGACAACGGUACUGAGUUUAUGGUGCUCAAAUCGUUUCUUAACCAACAAGGAAUCCAGCAUCAAACAUCUUGCGUUGAUACACCACAACAAAACGGUCGCGUCGAACGCAAGCAUCGUCAUAUCCUUAAUGUUGCCCGAGCACUUUUGUUUCAGGCUAAUCUACCUACUACAUUCUGGGGCGAGAGUAUUCUCACGGCUGCUUACUUGAUCAAUCGUACUCCAACGCCUCUCCUUAAGGGACAAACGCCAUACAGUCUUCUCUACGGUUCGGCUCCAUCAUAUGACUCUCUCCGUACCUUCGGUUGUUUGGCUUACGCUCACAAGAAGGAUCGUACGAAAGAUAAGUUUUCUUCACGAAGUCGCAAAUGUCUGUUCGUUGGCUAUCCUUAUGGCAAAAAGGCAUGGCGCCUCUAUGACAUUGACGACAACGUCUUCUUCUCUAGUCGCGAUGUUAUCUUCAUCGAAGAUCAGUUCCCUGGUAUCCCUGCAGAUACUUUUGUUUCCCCUACUUCUAUAUCUCCUCCUGAGCUUGCUUUCGAUGAUAUAGAUUUAUUACAUGAUCCUCCCUCUACUACAACUAAUACCCCGCCUACAUUGCCACCUAAUGAUGCUACUACUUCGUUACCCUUAUCAUCAUCUCUUCCUUCACCUGAUACUACUCCCUCAUUACCUUUACCCUUACCAUCACCACCUUUCCCAAUAUCCUCUCCUGCAUCACCACUACCAUC
This is a messenger RNA of Raphanus sativus (radish), 2561 nucleotides long. RefSeq lists its product as uncharacterized. Lineage: Eukaryota; Viridiplantae; Streptophyta; Magnoliopsida; Brassicales; Brassicaceae. The transcript has 2 exons. Bases 228 to 1373 code for a protein of 381 amino acids. The record is from RefSeq and is a predicted model, not a curated record.